Messenger RNA from Salarias fasciatus (jewelled blenny), 2378 nucleotides. RefSeq lists its product as uncharacterized. NCBI's taxonomy places the organism in Eukaryota, Metazoa, Chordata, Actinopteri, Blenniiformes, Blenniidae. Gene Ontology annotation, cellular component: extracellular region. The transcript is spliced from 7 exons. The record is from RefSeq and is a predicted model, not a curated record. The coding region runs from base 122 to 1516 and encodes 464 amino acids. Gene Ontology annotation, molecular function: hormone activity.
AAGAAGAGGAAGGAAGUACAUCCGGGGUCACGAGUCGAACAUCCACUGUUGUGUUAGCUUUCGAUGCUAACAGGAAAAGUACCCACGGCUCUGUGAUAAAACAUUCUGAAUUGUGCUUGGCAUGGCGGAGGGUAGCGGUAAUGUCGGCGUUAAUCCGGGCGGCCUUCCCCCUGGAGACCCGCAGCUUAUCGCGAUGAUUGUGGAGCACUUAAAGAACCGAGGGCUUUUCGAUGAGUUCCGUCGGGACUGUUUGGCGGAUGUUGACACGAAGCCUGCCUAUCAGAACCUGCGGCAGAAAGUGGACAACUUCGUCACGUCGCACCUGAGCACGCAGGAGUGGAACCCGUCCAUCAACAAGAACCAGAUGAGGAACGGACUGAGGCAGAGUGUGGUCCAGUCGGGCAUGCUGGAGUCCGGUGUAGACAGAAUCAUAACUCAGGUCGUGGAUCCCAAGAUGAACCACACUUUCCGCCCAAACAUAGAAACUGCCAUCCACGAUUUCCUGUCAGGGGACAGAAAAGAGGAAAGUGCCUCCAGCCUGAGCUCUGCUCCGUCAGAACAGGCAGAACCACAUGAAGCCCCGUCUGCUCCUGGACCCAAAACCCCCUGCUCCACAGUGUGUGUUGGAAACUCCGUCAGAGCGCGUACACGCCGGUCCCGUGUGAUCUCUUCAACAAACAAACGGGGCAGAGAAGAAGUAGCACUGACCUCCGGAAUGCAGCUGAGCUCGUGCGCGCUCCUGGCGCUGGUUCCCCUGCUGCUGUGCCAGCAGGUGCUGGCCGCGGAGCCGCACGAUGUGCAGGAGAAACAAGCCGGCCGGGUCAAGAGGCGCCUCUCCCUGCAGAGCACAGCGGAGAUUCAGAGCUGCCUGGUGAGCUCUGGAGAUGUCGGCUGUGGCAUGUUUCAGUGCUUCAACAACAACUCCUGUGACAUCCAGGGCCUGCACCACAUAUGCCUGACUCUGCUGCACAACGCUGGACGCUACGACUCACAGGGAAAGUCCUUUGUGAAGGACGCGCUGCGCUGCAUGGCGCUGGGACUGCGGCAGCGCUUCAGCUGCGUGAGCCGCCGCUGCUCGGCGGUGAAGGAGAUGGUGUUCUCGCUCCAGAGGGAGUGCUACUCCAAACACCAGCUCUGCCUGGCCCUGCAGGACCACAUGGACACCAUGGGGAGCCUGGUCCAGUUCCACCUGAUGUUCCCUUCAGGGCCUUACGUGGAGCUGAUGAACUUCCUGCUGAAGUGCGGGGACGAGGUCAGGGCAUGGGUCGGCCGGCGGCUGCAGGGGCAGUGCGAGCAGCACUGGGGGGCGCUGUGCGGCAGCUUUGCGGGGAUCUGCCCCAUGGGCCAGUCGGGAGCUGCGCAGCACGCCACCUCCACCUCGCCUCCAACCACGGAGGCAGGGACCGUCACGGCGCAGAGACUCCCGGCCAAGGACGCCAGCGAGCCUCUGCAGAUGGAGAACGUGACCGAGCCCAGCCUCCCCGAGUCGGAGGAAUCGAACGCCACCACUUCAUAAGACAGACAGGGUUCGCAAAGAUCAUUAACACCAACGUACAAGCUAUAUAGAACGAGUGAAAGUAACAGCAGUAGUAUUCAGUGCAGCAUAACUUAUUUAAUCUGUCGGGGGUUUUUUUUCCUAAAACAUUUUCUUUGUACCAAAACCAAAUAUCUACCUCACUUCAGCAUCACAGCAAACCGCAGCGGCUCCAUCCUUCAGCCAAAACAGGGACUCACUCAAGUCACCACGACAGGGAAUUUAUAGCUCAAGUGCAGCUGAUGGCUCCAAGUCAGGAUUCUACCUAUUUAAGUCUGUUUUUGUAUUUAUGAUGAUUGUUGUGUUGUGCGCCGUAUUAUUGACAUGUAAUCAGGUGCUAUGUUGUAGGCAGUCAGUGGGAGGAGAAGCACUCUUUUAGUCUUGUUGUAGAAAUGUGUUUGCUUCAGUGUUCUUCUACUUGAACUCGACAUUUCACGCAGAACCAGGUUCAAAGAUUUUGUAAGUUUUUAUUUAAAUGGCUCUUCUAUAGCAACUUUAACAGAAUUUAACCGCAACGACGUCAGCGGACAGAGGAAAGUCUGUUAACUAUGUUAGUUCUGGAAUAAUAAAGCAGUUCUCACAAAUUCACAGUGUUGAAAGUGGCGAUGUGGUCAAGAGUCGCACGCUCGCAGUAAUAAGACAUAUAAAACAUUCAGUUACAUUCAUACAACCUGACCUUCACACAGUCUGAUUCACAGAGGACAAACACUCUUCAGUACUCCGUAUAUCUGAGUGGAGAGGAGAAAGGCACAUGGUAACUGUACCAGCUUCUUUACAGCAGUGGUUUGUAUUCUCUCUCUCUCUCUCUCUCUCGCUCUCUCUCUCACACACACACACACACUGA